AUGGAAGGACCACAGAUCAGUCAAGUAGAAUUACAGAAAAGUAAGGCAGCUCUUCAGAAAGCUAGACUUUCAAGAGCCUACCUCGAUGCUGCAAAAUCAUUUGGGGUUGAGAAAGACAUGGAAUUUUGUCCAUGCUUUGACAUGUCUACUAUAGAAUCUCCAGCAGCUACCACAGGAUAUCCUGCAUCUAUGGGCAUGAGACAGCAGAACUCGUACAUUGAUUCUGAAUCUAUCUUCAAGAUUCUGGCUGCUGCUGGAAAUGUUAGCACCAUAAAGAACAAUAACAAUAGUGUUUCCAGCAGUGCCAACCAAGCUAAGCUUAGUUUGAAGGAAAUUAAGCAAAUGGGAAUCAAUAACAAACACAACAUUGCUGCCAGAAACAAAUACUACGGUUAA
Messenger RNA from Pichia membranifaciens NRRL Y-2026, 396 nucleotides. RefSeq lists its product as hypothetical. Lineage: Eukaryota; Fungi; Ascomycota; Pichiomycetes; Pichiales; Pichiaceae. The transcript has a single exon. Bases 1 to 396 code for a protein of 131 amino acids. The record is from RefSeq and is a predicted model, not a curated record.